Molecule: messenger RNA, 2683 nt
Organism: Erpetoichthys calabaricus (reedfish)
Lineage: Eukaryota; Metazoa; Chordata; Cladistia; Polypteriformes; Polypteridae
Product: ataxin-7-like protein 2
Exons: 11
Coding region: 60-2420 (786 amino acids)
Source: RefSeq, a predicted model, not a curated record
GGGGCGGUAGCUUCCCGCGGGAACGCGACCGGUGACGUCAGGGGCGUGCCCGCGUGGUGAUGAUGGCGGUGCGUGCACGCGCGGCAGCAGUAAUGGCUGCUCUGGAUCGGCGGGUUCCGAGCCUCGAUGAAUUUGCGGGCCAGAGCUGGAGCUCCUGGGUUGAAAGAGCUGACAUUUCUGUAGCGGAUGGCACUGAAGCAGAAGAGUGUCACAGAAAUGAGAAGAAAAAAGAGGAAGCAAUGACACUGAUAAAAGAGGACAUGGCCAUCUUCGGACACUGCCCUGCACAUGAUGAUUUUUUCCUGGUUGUGUGUAACCACUGCAGUCAAGUGGUAAAACCGCAGGCCUUUGAGAAGCAUUGUGAGCGGAGACAUGGCCCUCUAAGUAAGCUGUAUGCCCGUCUGCACCCCGCAGCUGGUUCAUCCCCACCUACACCUUUACAGAAAAGCCGAUCAGGGAAUUCUCAGUCUACAUGCACGGCGUCUAAAGCAUCCCGGGAGAGACAGCAAGCCCAGUCACAACAGAAGUCCACCAAAGGACAAAAAGACAGUCUAUGUUUGUUUGUUCCAGUUGUCAAUUUGGAAAAGAUGCCACCUAUCACCCAACCGGAAAGUACAGGUGUUAAACUGGGGACUCAGGCUAACACCCCGUCUCUGACAACAGAUUCCCACUCUCCUGCCUUUCGAGACAGUCCGACCUCUGGAGCCAGCAGACCACAUGGGUCUACCCCACCCAAGGGACAUGUAGGGAAAGGGGGUACUGAUGCCUAUCACUCAGAGAAACCACAGAGCAGGAAAGGAGAUAUGGUUACAGCAAAAACACCUGAAUCUCACAGUGGACAUCGAACGUAUAAAAAAAUCUCUAAGAAAGAGUGUGACUUGGAUAAACACUGUGGAGUCAUGGACCCAGAGAAGAAGAAAGUUUGUACCAGGCUGCUGACUUGCAAGAUUCACUCAAUACAUCAGCGACGAGAGGUUGCAGGCCGAACAAAAGAUUUUGACCAGCUAGUGGCUGAGCUUAAGGCAGGUGCUAAGGCAAGAGAAACUUCAACAACAAAAGACAAGAGCAACCAGAUGUCCAGAGAUGGCUGUGUACACCGUGCACCAAGUCGAGAUGGCAGUCCAGAGACACCAGUUGUUCCUAUGAAGGCUCCACACUGUAGACGAAGGCUGACCAACUGCAUGGCCCUGAGAUCUAGGGCAUCUUCUGAAAGUGACCAAGAGCAAAGAGGUGAAGAUUCCAAUGCUCGACCAUUAUACCCCUUCCUCAUGCCAUGUGUUAACAGCCGACUGUCAAGUGAGGAAAGUGAUGGACAAGAGGAAGAAAUGGACAAGCCUGACUGGCAUUACUCUUCACGGCACCCUACACCACAGGCGACGUGCACAUUUGGCAGCCAUGCCCUGGGCAGAGGCUGCUUUGUCUUUGAUCGACGUCUCGACCGUGUCCGCUCGGCACUUUGUGCAAUGAUGGAGCCCCACAUCAACUCCCACAUGUGGAAGAAAAUACCUCAAGUAAGUGACCUCCAAUCACAACGUACCUCUGCUCCUGCUGUUUCAAUGUCAUCCUCCUCCCAGCAUUCUGCAGUGACUGUUGCCAGUCUUCCAGCCGCCUCUGCAUUAAGGACUUCUCCUUCUUGUUUUACCUCGUCGGCGGUUGCUAAGGAAUCUCGAUCACAGCACUGCACAGCGGCAUCUCCCAACCCAGGAACAGCUUGCGGGCUUUCUGACUCAGCGGGUGGUAACAGCCAGUCAAUUAUGUCCCCAAUGCCUGCCAACACCCCUUCUCCUUCAUCUUUGAGCAGAGCAUCGACACCGGUUGCAAAAGGCAGCAGAUCAACAAAAUUAAAAUGGACGUUAAUGUCAGAACAAAACACAGUUUCAAGAAAGAGAAAAAAGCCUCCUCCUGGAGAAACAGAUGCAAGUUCUCACAAAAAGAACUGCCUGCUUCAGGAUGGAGGCCGCUCAUCUGUUUCUGGAACCUCUGAACAACCACAGAAAAGUGCCCCUUCACCUCAUGGCCCCCUCAAUGGUGCCCUUUCUCCUGGAAACAAGCAGCGGCAUCACUCUUCUCCUGUGCGAAGUUCCCUGAGCCCUGGUCUUGUCAAGCGGAACCCUCAUCAUUAUUUAGACUCAAGCCCUGUUAGGACACCUCAUUCUUCAGAUUCAGGCUUUAGGUCCAAGCCAGUCAACAGUAACAGUAGCAGCAAUUCCAGUGGCAAAAGCUUGAACUGUGACCCAAAGGGUUUUGGGAAAAAACAAAAGAAUGGACCCCCACCUCCUGAGCACAAACCUGCCAAACCAAAUCGCUCUUCCACCAACUCUGACUCCAGUUUUCUCCACAAGAAAAGAGAUGGCAAAGGCGUCAUCUCCACUGGGCUGGAGAAAAAACUUGGUGUACAGAAGUCGAAGCUUCAUCACUGACAGAGUGCCUGCCUUUAAUGGCAACGGGAAUAAAGAGGAAACCUUGAAAGAUCCAUUUCCACGGACUGAUGGGAUGAAACACUGGAAUGUGUGUGUGAGUGUGUGCGAGAGAGUGAAUGUGUUCGAGCACGCCAGAAUGCGAUCACAUGUGUAUAAAUAUAGAAAUACCUCAAGACUUUUACCUGCUAUGCUGCUACAAUGAAACUAUAUUGAAUUGAAGAGAAACGGGAGGGGUUGCAGGGCAAAAAUGGAUUAAAACAUCU